ACAGGCUCAGGUGGUAGUUUCAAGUUUUAGACUAACUUUUUUGUUGUUUUUAUUUUCCAUUUUAUGACAAAAUAUCAGCAUUUAGGCUCCUAGUUUUCAGAAGGAGAGUUAAGGACAUGAUAAGUUAACUUUUUUCAAACGUAAAUUUAGUAGAAAAGUUGUUUUAAUCAGUAAAUUCCUAAGGUAACUUUUAACGUGAUUUUUUUGUUCGCCAUGAAAAACGCUUCGUCUUCUUCAGCCAGUGAGUCAAGAAUGGAAGCAAGAGCAAGGGAUCAUGAGCUCAAGAUUGUGUCUGAUAGAAUAGCAUUAGCAGAAAAACACUUUACAAGUUUAUCCAAAGAUGUUCUUUCUUACAAUGCUUCAUUGGAAGGAGUGAAAGAAAAAGGAAACAAGCUGUCUUCAAGCCUUGACAGCUAUGCUGAUAUGGAGUAUCCAUCAGUUAGGAAUGCUAUGCAAAAUGUAUCUGAAUGUGUUGCCACUAUGCAAGACUAUCUCACUGCUGAGGUCAAUUUUCUGCAUGGAAAGGUAGCUCAACCAUUGUCAUUUUAUGCUACCAACUGUAAAAUUGCCAAGGAUUAUGCUAAAGGAGCAAUAACUGCCAGAGACAAAGAACUAGCAAAACUUAAAUCACUUGACAAGAUGAAAUCCAAAGAUCCUAAUAACAAGUCUAAACUUGCAAAGCUGGAGCAGGAACUCCAAAAGGCAUCUAUCGAUUCAGGCAGGGCACGUCAAACUAUGGUGGAUCAAAUGGUCAUCUUUGAGAAGAAAAAGAUUGAAGACCUUAAGAGCAUUUUUGGUAGCUUCUUCCAUGGUCAAUUGUUGUUCCAUGCCAAGGCUCUAGAAACCUAUACUCAGGCCUACAAGCAUCUCAUGGCUAUAGAUGAACAACUAGACUUAGAGGCUUUUGAGAAUGAUAUUCAUCCAGCAACAAUACCAACAAGACUAGAUUCCAUCAAGAGUGGCUCACAAAGUUCAUUGCAUUACGACUCUCAGGGAUCUCUUCGUGGUUCUCAGCUUUCUCUCAACAGGACAAGUCAGAGUAUGCACAGCCAGGGAUCUAUCGAGUAAUUUUCCUUUCCCAGGCUACAUUGUAUCUCUUUCUCCUUAAGGAGAAAAGUCCAUGGUAACCGGUAGCAACCAAGGAAGCUGGUUACCAUGGAACCAUUACCAUGGCAACACUACUUCUGAUGCUUCUUCAAACGCUUGGAAAAUUCCACUGAUUUAUCAUUUCAAGCCAUUUGUUAAAUUUCCCUUCAGUAUUAUUACUUUCAUUAACGUACCAGUGAUACUUGAGGGUACGUAAAUUUUGGUUUACCUCGAGGGGAAAAACCUUAUUCAUAAGGAAAUGAAAAUUACAGCAAUAUACAAGAUUGUAUAGACCAAAGUCUAUCAAAUUCAAAUUCAAAUUUCAUUAGAAUGACCGGCACUGUUGAAAUAAUAAUGUCUUGUACAGUUCCGUUGCAUAAUAAUUUAUCAUAAAAGAAUGUUUAUAUUUUUGUAAUAAUAAUUUAUAUAUUUUCAGUAGCUUUAUUUAUAUUUGCACUCACUAGUUUGACUUAACAUAAUACACAUUGUCUUAAUAAAUCUAGCAUUAAAAUGCACCACUGCA
Molecule: messenger RNA, 1609 nt
Organism: Actinia tenebrosa (Australian red waratah sea anemone)
Lineage: Eukaryota; Metazoa; Cnidaria; Anthozoa; Actiniaria; Actiniidae
Product: CBY1-interacting BAR domain-containing protein 1
Biological process (GO): cilium assembly
Cellular component (GO): ciliary transition zone; ciliary basal body
Source: RefSeq, a predicted model, not a curated record